This is a messenger RNA of Leguminivora glycinivorella, 2831 nucleotides long. RefSeq names its product acyl-CoA-binding domain-containing protein 5-like. Bases 1 to 906 code for a protein of 301 amino acids. The record is from RefSeq and is a predicted model, not a curated record. The transcript is spliced from 11 exons. Gene Ontology annotation, biological process: fatty acid metabolic process. Gene Ontology annotation, molecular function: fatty-acyl-CoA binding. NCBI's taxonomy places the organism in Eukaryota, Metazoa, Arthropoda, Insecta, Lepidoptera, Tortricidae.
AUGUCGCUCGAGGAGAAGUUUAAUGCUGCCGUCAAUGUAAUAAGGAGUCUGCCGAAAAGCGGGUCAUACCAGCCCAGCAAUGAGCUGAUGCUGCGCUUCUACAGUUACUUCAAGCAAGCAACAGAAGGGCCUUGCGACAAACCGAAACCAGGAUUUUGGGACGUCGUCAACAGAGCGAAAUGGGAGUCAUGGAACAAACUCGGCAACAUGUCACAGACAGAGGCCAUGCAAGCAUACGUGGAUGAACUACACAAGGUUCCCAAUCCUUCCCAAAAUCAGUUCACCGAACAUUCUUUACGUGCGUUGUAUGUUGAGAAACGUCGUCAUUGGCAAAAUCCACCUCGGAAAAAAGACCGAGCUGGUGGCCGGAGAUGUUCUACGCAGGGUCCGCUCGAACAUAACACUCCUAUCGGCUCGCGUUCCGUGAGCGGUGCGUCAUCCCCCGUGCCCCGCGCGCGUCAUGACUCCGAGGACGAGUAUAUUGACACGGUCGAUUGGAGUCAGGUGGAUGCCGACACGGGCCAACCCGGGGGCUUAGCCACUGUCGAUGUUAACGUGAGCGACCCGGAGGUGCCCUUGCGCGCGCCCGCGCCCGCGCAAGCCGCGCCCGCGCCCGCGCCCGCGCCUGCGCAGACGCAGCCGCGCCUCAGCAACGGCCACGCGCACCAGAUCACCUCGCAACUCACACAUCUCAAGGUGCUGGAACAGCUGCCGGGCACGCUGGCGCGCCUGGAGGCCGAUGUAGCCGCGCUACGGAAGGCCGUGGAGGGCGAGCGGCUCAUGAACCAAAACCACGGCUGGCGGUGGCCCUGGCAGGAGCUGAGCCCUCCGACGUUGCUUCUGCUCGCCGCGUGGCCGUUCAUCGCCUACAAGUUGGCCGGACGGUUCCAGAGACGCAACACGUAACACGUCCUAAAUUAUUACGAAGACAUAGCAUAAGGGGAUCACGCGACAUAGUCGGCUGCGAUCGAAAGUUACAUUAAAAUUUAAAUCACAUAGCUAUUUUUGAAUUUCAAGAUUCUGUAUAUUUUCUACGAUUUGCUCGAAGGUUGACUUGUACUCAACUUGUAGAGAAUGCCUUAUAGCAUUAAGUCCGCCUUUUCUUUUGUAUUUUCUUUGUGCAAUAAAGGCUAAAUAAAUACUUUUUGUUUAUUUGUAUUUCCUUGUAUUUUAAUAUUAUUUUGCGUACUUAUUAAUUUUAUUUGUAAUGUAACUUUCGUUUGUCGCCAUCGCAUAGCUCAGUUUACAAAACGGAUAUGACGAUAUCUGUCUUAGUGAAAUGGUACCGUUGGGUUUUGUACGUUAAAAUAAAGGGGUAAGGUUCAUUUUCACUUAGCGUCAUUAUUUAUAGUCCGUGAGCCGAAUCAUAAAUUUAUCUGUUAUGAAAUAUACGUCCUUGGGAUCCAUUUUAGUUUUCUUAGUAUAUGUAAUUAUUUUAACUCUCACUUUCUGUGGAUCAAACGUUUGUAACUUACAUCGGAAUUCGCUUUUAAGUGUUAUAUGUAAAGUACAGAGAGUUAACGCAACUAUUAUUAAUAUAAAGGUUGUCAUUUAAUGAAUUCAUAAAAGUAUAUAAUACAUAAUGUCUGUUCCAUGAUGGGAACGACAUACAUGAUAAAUAAUUAUUAUAUGAGUUAUUAUCUGUUUCCGUAAUUUUAUAACAAUAUUUUGUGAAUUUUCAUUUUUCUUAAGGGUGGAUCAACAUUUUCUGUCCCGUCAGCCAGACUACAUAUAGUGCCUAGUAUAGUGUAUAUUUUAUACUGAUAUGUCAAGUAGAUGACCCGAAUAAAAGGGAUUAUAACUGCCAUAAAAUAUAGACGUUACAUAAUGAGAUAUUGAAAGUUACCCAGGAGACACAAAAAAUUGAUUCACCCUAAAAGAAAAAACAUUUAAUUUAUUUUUUUAUUGGAUCCUUUGGGCUCGUGUCCAAAUACAUAUUUAUUUAUAUUGAAAUGAAAUAUAUCAAGUUUUCGACUGUAAAAAAAAAAGUGAUUUUAUUUUAUCUGUUGUUUAAUACCGAUUUUUUUGGCUCCUAGGCUAGGUUUUUACAGCUUUUAGUGUUGAUAAUGCAUUUGUCAUGUUAUUUGUAAGAAAUGUCAGUUCUCAAUGAAAAUGCGUAGAAUUGAGGGUAGUUCACAGUAAAGGAAAAAAAAAGUUCUGAAACCGAGGGUUUACUGGUGAAACCCGAUAAGUUGAGCAAACUGGUUUUUGAAAUUCGAACUAUGUGCAAUUUCCACAAUGUUGUUAUUUCAAGGACAAAUUAUCUCGAUUUAUCGGGUUUCACCAGUAAACCUUCAAAAUGUGCUUUUUCGUAAAGUUCAUAAAUUAAAAUGAUUAUGGGUAUUUUUUUGUCAAUUUCACUUUUUAUAUUUGGAAAUUGUCAUACUUUUUCUACUCGUGAUCACAAGCUCUUUCAAUCCUAGUAAGAAAAAAAAAAAAACAUUUUUUCCACUGAGUUACGAUUUCGUAACUUGUAAGAGAGUAACUCAGUGGAAGAAAAACGUCAUGACAACAUGGGACAUCCUUUUUCUUGUUCUUGUACUAGGAUCAAUAGAUCCGAGUAGAAAAGACAUGAACAUAUCCAUAAAAAAAUUACAACUAAUUAAAAAUGACUUUGGUGCCAACAUAACAUAUUGUUUAGUGACUUUUUUUGAGUUAUUGUGUGACUAUCCGUCACUCUACGCACGCCAGUCAAUGUUACCUGCUAUAUUGUCUCACUUAAUUUAUUCGGCGAUAUUCACUUUUACAUUCUUACUUUUAAUUUAUUUUUAAGGGUAUUGGUGUACUGAUUACUAUUAAAUAAUGCACGCGAAGCAAACUAAAUUAGAAUA